UGCUGCCUCCCUUCAGGGAACCCCUCGGGACUGGGCUCCUUGGCGGCUCCAUGGUCCCCUUCCCUUCCUCCUAAAAGGAGCCCCACAACAGCCCUGCGAGGGAGGCCAGGGAGGAGGAGGAGGAGGAGGGAAGGCGAGGUCUUGCUGCUGCUUCUGCUGCUGCUUCCGCCUUGGUGUCCCCAGUAAUUUCACCUGAGACAGAAUCCAGUAAAAGAGGAAUGAGCUUCUCUGCCAUCUGGGAAGAUGCCCAGCUGCACUGAUGGCGAACUAAGUCUGCCAUAAGUUAGGAGAGAAUUUCACACUGGUCAGUCUAAGGACAGAAGAGAAGAGCCUUGCGUCUUUCCAUAGGAGCCACGCAGAGGAGCUUGGAAGAGAAGAUGCUCAGUUCUGAGGUCCAGCGCCAGCACUUCAGGCAGUAUGUCUUCCAGGAGGAGGCUUUAGAGCCCCGAAAGGUUUGCAGCCAGCUCCACAAUCUCUGCUGUCAGUGGCUGAAGCCAGAGAGACACACCAAGGCUGAGAUGAUGGACCUGGUGAUCCUGGAGCAGUUCCUGGCCAUCCUUCCCCCAGAGAUGGGGAGCUGGGUUCGAGAGUGUGGAGCGGAGACAACCUCCCAAGCAGUGGCCUUGGCAGAGGCCUUCCUCCUGAGCCAGGCAGAGGAGAAAAAGCCGAAAGAGGAGCAGAAACCUUCUGCAGCUGUGGGCUCCUCACCCCUGCCACUUGCUCCGACUCUGGCGGAUGCACAGCUGGUUUUUCAUUCGGGGUUAGAGAAGCCCAAGGGAGCUCGGCCAGAGGAGGGAUCUUUCCUCUCAGCUGCUGAGGCUCCGCGCCCCCGCCCGGCCCAUCUUGGAUUGGACGGAUCACUGUGGGCCCCACUGAUCACUGUGAGUACUGGGGCCCCUUCUCCCCCUCCCCAGGCAAGCUCCCAUCUCCCACCAGAGUGGGCUGCUGCCUUCAGAGCCUUCUUGACUCAGUUGGUCCCCCACGUCUGUGACCACCAGGGGACUCCCCAACGAGGGGGGGGAGGAUCCAUAGGGACCUUUGAGCACCAUGACCGUCCAGGAGGAGGGGGACCCAGGAGACCACAGCUACACCCUCCUCCCCGCCGACUCUGGGGCCUCGCAGGCCACCAAAGAGGCCCCAGCUAA
This is a messenger RNA of Sceloporus undulatus (fence lizard), 1145 nucleotides long. Its product is annotated as zinc finger and SCAN domain-containing protein 32-like. NCBI's taxonomy places the organism in Eukaryota, Metazoa, Chordata, Lepidosauria, Squamata, Phrynosomatidae. The record is from RefSeq and is a predicted model, not a curated record. The transcript is spliced from 3 exons. Bases 378 to 1145 code for a protein of 255 amino acids.